This is a messenger RNA of Encephalitozoon intestinalis ATCC 50506, 804 nucleotides long. RefSeq lists its product as uncharacterized. The record is from RefSeq and is a predicted model, not a curated record. The transcript has a single exon. Bases 1 to 804 code for a protein of 267 amino acids. NCBI's taxonomy places the organism in Eukaryota, Fungi, Microsporidia, Unikaryonidae.
AUGUGCAGUCCAGAGGACAUAAUAAGGGAGGCUUCAAUAACUACCACAGAGCCAAGGAGAUUUCCUUCUCUGGAAACAGUAUCGGGGCUGGAAAUCCCCAGGACAGCAUCCAUAAGAUCACUAGACGACCUAAACACAAUGUAUAGAGAAAUGGAGUUUCCUACAAUUGAAGAAAGGAUGCUUGAAGAUCACAUGGCCUUGAUAGAUGUUUUAAACAACCUGAGCAUCGAGUAUGAUAGAUAUGGAUUGGAGAUUUCCUCAGAGCUAGAGGAGCUGAGAAAAAAACAAGAGAAGAUAUCUCUCUGCAAUGAGUAUGAAAAGGAAUGCGACAUCCUGGAAGUGGAACUAGCCAACAUGAAGCAGAAAUACGAGGAAAUGAAGAGAUAUAGCCAAUACGAUAUAGAAGACCUGAAGAGCAGGCUUGAAGAUCUUCGGAAGAUGUUUAAUGACAUGGAAUAUGAGAAGCUGCAUGCAAGCCUCCUUUCCAAGGUUUGGAGGUUUUUAGAGGAAGGAAGCCUUCCGGAUGAGGAUGUCAUCAGUUCCCUUUCAUAUAUUAAGGAAAGCAGAGAAUACUCUUGCACCAUCGAGAAGAUGCUUGUGAUUGAGGAGAUUGAGAAUUUGUCAGAUUCUCACAACAAGAUUAUUUGUAAGCAUCUGGUGCUUGAAGAAUCCAUUGAGUUAGAUCGUCUAGGAAAGAUGGUGGGGAUGGACAGAGCAACACUCUUGAGAAUAGUUUAUGGGCUUCUGAGUAAGGGGAUAAUUGUAUUCGACAGGUCAGGGGACCGGAUAUGUCUUCAGAGGUGA